Labrus mixtus (cuckoo wrasse) is the source of this 4624-nucleotide messenger RNA. It is a transcript of the gene hectd2, whose product is annotated as HECT domain containing 2. Gene Ontology annotation, molecular function: ubiquitin protein ligase activity. The transcript is spliced from 22 exons. The record is from RefSeq and is a predicted model, not a curated record. Bases 477 to 2765 code for a protein of 762 amino acids. Gene Ontology annotation, biological process: protein polyubiquitination. NCBI's taxonomy places the organism in Eukaryota, Metazoa, Chordata, Actinopteri, Labriformes, Labridae.
GCCUCCUCCUCCUCCACUAAACAUGGCGCUGACCCGCAGCUCUGCUGCUUCGCCGACAGACGACGUAGAGAGGGACAGAAGAAGGAGAAGAAGAAGCGGGCAGAAACCCAGCUUGAACGUGUUUUAAAAAAAACUCUUUUGAAACGAACACAACUUCACGGCCAUUAAUAUUUCUGCUGGAGACUUUCCUCGCUGCGUCUGAAAACGUGUACGCGUCAGGCUGUGCGCGUAACGGAGAGCCCACCUGUCCGACGAAGGUUGAUUUCACUCCGUUUCUUCUGCGAUGUGAAUCUUCCUGAUUUCUGUGAACUAACGGCGUAGUCAGAGGAGCCUGACGGGUAACUCGGGGUCACAGAUGACUCGGGUAUGAACAUGUACAGCCCUCCGAUGACCAGAAACACAGAGGCUGAAGAGGACUGAGGCUUUCCAGGGAAAAAAGAAAAAAACAACUUUUUCCGCUCUUCCACACGGAGAGGAUGGAUGGAGAACAUUUUGCGCUGUCAGGAGUUGAGAGAGAAAGAGAGAAGCUCCCACCAAUUUACAACAGCUCCCCUCCUGCUGGUUUUGGGAGAGGAGCAAAGCAGCCGUUUCCAUCUCUGGGCACCUUCAUCUCCACACUGAGCCAGCGGAGGGACGCAGUGGGGCGGGGCCUGACUCGCGGCAUGACUGGCACCCUGACCAGCACCCAGUGGCUCAGACAUGGGAGAGAGCUGCCUCCGAUCUGCAGUGACGUUCGUCAAAAGCAGCGGCUCUCCAUUGACACGUUGCCCCCCGAGGUCAAAGCGCCGUUCCCCUGUGACCCCAUCAUCCCCUUACGUACCAAGACCACCAAGGAGUUUCAAGAGGACAUGGAGCAUGCCGUCCAAUCAGGAGACUGGAGGGAGGUCCGAGAGUUUUACCUGACCACCUUUGACUCUUUUAUAGAAAUCAACGCUGCCUUUAAGCGAGAGGCGAACGGAUCAUUUAACACCAUAGACGACUCCGGAGUCAACGCCAAGUUUGUCAACGCUGUUUACGACGCACUGCUUAGCACACCUCAGGAUAUCCAGAAGUCAGUGUUGAAAGGGAUCAUCAACAGCCUGCUGAGGGAGUGGAAAGGGCCUCGGACAAAGGAUGACCUGCGAGCUUAUUUCAUUCUUGUUCAGAACCCCCAGUACUCCAGCACCAGUACGUACGUGAUCUACGCUCACCUGCUGAGGCAGAUUGCAUCUCUGUCUGAGGCCGACCUCCACUUCCUGGUUCACUGGCUGAAAAAGCUGUCAGCGAGGCGGUUCAGGCAGCUGGUAGAGCGCCUCCUGCAGUUCAUCUCCACCCGUCUGUUACCUGCAGAACCAGAUGAGCUUCCUCCCCUGGCAAAGUGCUCCUGGUGGGUCCCCUCUGCUACCAAAGUCCUGGGUUUGUUCAAUGCAGCCAACAGUGUCUCCUCUCCUCCCAUAAUGCCUUUCACUGACUUCUACAACAUCACUCUGGAGCACAUAGACUUCAUGGAGGAGUACAGGACCUGGCAGAACUAUGGCAACUCCAAUAGAUUUUCCUUCUGUCAGUUUCCCUUCAUCCUUUCGACUGUGGUGAAGAAAGCCAUCAUCCAGAAAGACUCGGAGCAACAGAUGAUCAGUCAAGCCAGGCAAUGCCUGGUCAGUAAGGUUUCUCGCAGGCAGAGAGUGGACAUGAACCUUUUGUUCCUCAACAUUAAAGUACGACGAGCACAGCUCCUCAGCGACUCACUGGAUGAGUUGAUGAGGAAGAGGUGCGACCUGAAGAAGAAGCUCAGAGUGACGUUUGUCGGGGAGGCCGGGCUGGACAUGGGUGGUCUGACAAAGGAGUGGUUCCUGCUGCUGGUCCGACAGAUCUUCCACACAGACUAUGGUAUGUUCACCUACAUGAAGGACUCGCGCUGCCAUUGGUUCAGCAGUUGGAAGUGUGACAACUAUUCAGAGUUCCAGUUGGUUGGCACUCUGAUGGGCUUAGCAGUUUACAACAGCAUCGCUCUGGACAUCCAUUUCCCCCUCUACUGUUACAGGAAGCUCCUCACUCCACCCACUGCACCAUGUGACCAAAAUGCCCUUGUUGGCAUGGCAACUGCCACCCUGGACGACCUGCAGCAGAUCAUGCCGGAGCUGGCUCAUGGUUUAGGAGAGCUGCUGAGCUACGAGGGAAACGUGGAGGAAGACUUCUACCUCACCUUCCAGGUGUUUCAGGAGGAAAUGGGCAUUGCUAAAUCCUACAACCUGAAGCCUGGGGGAGAUAAAAUCCCUGUCACCAAGCAGAACAGGAAGGAGUAUGUCCAGCUCUACGUCGACUUCCUGCUGAAUAAAUCCAUUUAUAAACAGUUUGCUGCCUUCUACCACGGCUUCCAUAGUGUGUGUGCCUCUGAUGCUCUCAUGUUGCUGCGGCCAGAGGAGGUGGAGAUGUUGGUGUGCGGGAGUCCCGAGCUCGACAUGAGCGCUCUGCAGAAAGCUGCUCAGUAUGAAGGAUACAGCAAGACCGACACCACUGUACGGUGUUUCUGGGAGGUGGUGUUGGCCUUUCCUCUGGAGCUGCAGAAGAAGCUCCUCCACUUCGCCACAGGAAGUGACCGCGUUCCUGUUGGGGGAAUGGCUGACCUCAACUUCAAAAUCUCCAAAAUUGACGUCCCAAAUGACUGGUUACCGAUCUCUCACACAUGUUUUAAUCAGAUCUGUCUGCCUACAUAUCGAACCAGAAAGGAGCUCAAACACAAACUCACCAUCGCCAUCUCCAAUGCUGAGGGCUUCGGCCUGGAGUGACCAGCUCUGGCACACACAUCUAUACACAUACACACACACACACACACACACACACACACACACACACACACCACCUACGCACCUUAUGUAUCUCUUGGGACUGUAACACAAGUUUGUGUUGAACUUGUCAGAUUGCUGAUGUUGAACUUUUGUGUUAUUUACAGUGAAUAAAAUGGGCAGAAACGCACACUUAACAACUGCACAAGAACAAUAGAAAUGCUUUUAUUUGGUCAGUAUCAAGGCAAAAUCAUACGAACAAACUCCGAUUUUUUACGUCAGUAGAUCCCACAUAAAAUAAACAACUUUGAAAUACGUCGUUACAGUUCUAGAAAUUACUUUUUAAUUGUUUGGUUCCAAAUCCAUUGAAAACAUUUCUAUCGUGGUGUUAAAGUUUCUAGAAAUUUGUGUAACCAAAAAGAAAACUGUCACAUUUCAAUGGGUCACUGGUUUUCUUAGGUAAUUCUUAUUUAUCAAUAUUAGUAUUUAUUCAAACAGAGAACCAGAUAUUUGCCCAGCAUGAAACUUAUUUAUGUGACAUUCUGCUCAUUGGAAGUAAACUAUGGGUACAUCUGAUCAAAGAUGAUUCAAAUCCCAAACAUUUAUUUUUCUUAGCGUUUUAGCCCCAUGGACUCUAAACUGUAUUUUCAUGGCAAACUUAUAACCAAGUUAAAGCCAUGGGCUGUUUGUGAGACAAAAAUAAAUCUUUAGUCUUCAGCCCUUAACCUUUUCUGGGAUGGUUUAUUUAAAAAAAAAAAAAAAGAUGAAUGUAAACGUCGCAGACUAUCAUUAAAUUCAGAAGUGUCUACAGGCCACAGCUGUAUCACAAUUAUAUACAUGUUCAGUGAAUUGGGCUGUAUUAAAUCACAGUGGGAAUGCAGAAGGAAGCCUUAACCCUAACUCUACCCUGCAGAAGGAAGCAACCUGGAAGUUAUGGGCUUUAGAUUCGGAGCAUGUCUUUGUAUGUGUGUAUGUGGUAGGGGUCUUUGUGGCAGAAAGAUAAAACUCAGCUUGUGUCUUUGGCUUUUAUUUAUGUUGUCAACAACGUUUUAACCAUAAAGUCAUGAUUGAGUCGCCCGAUAACUUUCCAACUUCUGAUCAGAUGUUGACUGUGAUGUAUUUGUGUUGUUUGUUAACUUAAUGGAGAAAGAGGUUUCUUAAAAACAAAAGACAUGAAAAAAAACAUUUUCCAAAGAAACCGUGUUUUAAAAUGUCAUCAUCUAUACCGAGAUGUAGUCUGGAGUUGAAAAAGUUGAAUACUCUAGUAUUCAACAUGUAUGAAGUUUUUAAAAAGCAGUGCUGGAAGUAUUUUUAUGUCAGCAAUAAGUUACAGAACAACAUGAAGGUAAAACGACAGAGUGAGAACCGUUCUGAGUUGUAUAAAAUGUAUAUUCCUGUUUGGUUUGGAUUCUGACUUCAUUGCUUUUGUGACUUUUGAACAUAUUUUUACGAAGGCAUAGGAAAUGUGUUUUAUUUUGUCUAGCUUGUUUGCAGCACACUGUUGGGAUGUAAAGCUUUGUGUAUUAUGAGGUAUAGAUUGUCUCGUGAAGAGUUGGAUGUUGUUGUUUUUUUUGACAUUGCUGCCUCUUGUUUUAUUCUUUUUUGUUAACAAAAGGCUGCAGCAGAAAUGCUUUUAAUGUUGUAUCAUGGUUGUACCGGUGAAACCGAGUAUGUGGUAUGUGGUAUGUGUAUGUAUCAGUUCUCUUAUGUUCUCUUAAUGUAUCAUGGCCGCCCCGAGGAUGGGAGAGGACCAUCAACCAGCAGCCAGAAGCCUGCAGAUGUUCAGUUGAUAAACAAGCAGAGGAAACGGGUCGAAAGAAAAAGCCUUUUAAUGAAUUUAAUAAAAGCUCCUGUUUCUGGAA